ACCGACACGACCGCUUCUCACCUCCCUGCCGCUAAGCCCCGCACGCCGCCGCGAGACGUCACCGGAGAAGAACCCGCCGCGAGACGUCGCAGGACAGUACCCUUAGAUCCAUUUCAGAUUCACUGUCUAGGGUUGUCCUCGCCGUCCUGUUUCCCGGAUCCCCAUGCUUGGAGUGCCGAUAUCCUUUCAAUUUGUUGCAUUCUAGGAUGGCGACCCUGAGGAACUUGAAGAUCAAGACGUCGACGUGCAAGAGGAUCGUCAAGGAGCUGCGCUCGUACGAGAAGGAGGUGGAGAAGGAGGCGGCAAAGACCGCCGACAUGAAGGAGAAGGGCGCCGAUCCCUACGAUCUCAAGCAGCAGGAGAAUGUUUUAGCCGAGUCAAGGAUGAUGGUCCCGGACUGCCACAAGCGACUUGAAACUGCACUGGCAGACUUGAAAGCAACGCUGGCUGAACUGAAGGAGUCAAAUGAACAAGGUGCUGAGAUCGGAGAAGCUGAGAGUACAAUCGCAGAGGUUGAAGCUGUGGUCAAGCCAACAGAAGAAUGAAUUCUGAACUCCCAAUUGCUGAACUACUAGCAAGCAUCCUCAUUGCCCUUGUUGAGACCUUGUGAGCUCGUUAGUAAGAUGUGUUUGAUGUAAACUCAUGUACCAGUAUCUUGACUUGGAAAUUAUAUGACUAUGAAUGGGCAAGGAAUUGUGUUUGCUGCUCUGCUUA
Messenger RNA from Panicum hallii, 714 nucleotides. Its product is annotated as tubulin-folding cofactor A. Gene Ontology annotation, cellular component: microtubule cytoskeleton; cytosol. The transcript is spliced from 4 exons. Gene Ontology annotation, biological process: post-chaperonin tubulin folding pathway; tubulin complex assembly. Gene Ontology annotation, molecular function: beta-tubulin binding. NCBI's taxonomy places the organism in Eukaryota, Viridiplantae, Streptophyta, Magnoliopsida, Poales, Poaceae. The coding region runs from base 207 to 545 and encodes 112 amino acids. The record is from RefSeq and is a predicted model, not a curated record.